CGGUCUCGAGCUCGAGUCAGCCAAUCACAAGUGCUUACCGGAGCUCGAGGUUCCGCCGAAGUUCUGCCGGCUGCUUUCCCUCCCGACUUCUCGCCGAGGAGACGCUGAAACAAGAUGGGGAGACUGAACUUUUACGUGCUGUGGUCCCUGCGCGACGCUCCACGCCAGUUCAUCAGCAAAUCCAACCGAGCGUCCUUUCAAGUCCACAUCCCGCUUCCUCUUCCCAAACACCUGGUCAUCUUCGGUCUUGGAGAAUGGAAACGCAGUGAAAUGACAAUCUCAGUAGAUGUUCUGGUCAGUGCGGACGUACCGGCUCAGAAAAUUGGGACCCUAUCAGCUCAAACAAGGUGCCUGACCUGGGAGGGUGACUGGAGCACUGAGCUCCUGACAGAGGCAGCAGAGCGAGGCAGGAGAGGAGUUUAUGGCAAGAUUGUGCUCACAGUGUGUGGAGAGGAUAAAGCCAGCAUCUUCAGCAGUACUCCUCUGGUUCAGAGGAAGUUUCUGUUCCCAGAACCAGAACCGGACAACGUUACUGAUCUGUGUUGCACAUCAAACCAAAGCCUUGCAACUGAAACGAUAACUCCCAACUCCUCACACUUGGGCGAUAGUGUGUGCUACGCUGAGGUCCAAGUGAAUAAAAUUGACACCAGUGAGUCCAGUAUGAGAAAUAAGGUCGCAGUCUGGCCUACGGAUAAGACACCGAGACGGACGGUUAUUAGCAAGAGAGGCCACCUGACAUGGAGCUCUGAGGACAUGGACAGUCUCACCGAGGACAUAGACCAGGCUUCAACCCCCAAGAAAAUGAGGCUGUCCAGGAUGAACAGCCGAGAAGAAAUGACCGUGCAAAUAAAGAAUGAGAACAGAGAAGUUUCAGUGUGUCCGUCAAAGCGCUGGAGCCACACGAUGUGUCUGAGUGACCCUGUCACAGCCAUCCUCAUCGGAGGGGAGACGGCAGAUCAGAACUACUGCAAGGACUCCCUGUGGAAGCUCGAGUUAGACAAUGACUUCUGGUUUCCCAUGAACUCCUCUGCUUCUGGACCCAUACCACCAUGUGCCCGAGGACACUCCGCGACCUAUGACCCAGACUCGAAGUCCGUCUUCGUUUACGGUGGCCUGAGGGAGGGUCAGUGCUACAGCGAGCUGUACAUCCUCAACACUCUGACCUGGAAGUGGAAGCUUGUCACUGCGAGAGGAAAUGUUCCAAAUUUGGCAUAUCAUUCUGCAGCCUUUUAUAAGAAAGAGCUUUUUGUCUUUGGAGGAGUUCAGCCGAGCCAUUUUUCUGGGGAUAAAUCCUGCAGUAAUGCUUUGUACAUCUUUAACCCAGAGUUUGAACUCUGGUACCAGCCCAUAGUGGAAGGGGACAGACCUCUGCCUCGGUUUGGACACUCUGCAACACUGAUGUCGCAGAAGUUGAUCAUAUUUGGUGGACGUAAGACUGCUACCUACCUAAAUGAUCUCCACAUUCUGGAUCUGGGAUUCAUGGAGUACACAGCUGUGAAGUGUGGGAACAUGCCACCGCUGCCUCGAGGGUUCCAUGCAGCUCUACCAGUUUCACACAACAAGAUUUUAGUCUGUGGAGGUUGCAGCGCAAUUGGAGCCCUGCAGGACGUACAUAUUUUCAACACUGACACCAACAUGUGGAGCUCGGUGGCGUCUCCUCUGCUUUGCUCCAGGCCUCGUGCAGGACACAGUAUGAUAAACCUGGGCUGCUCCAUCCAAACAGAUGGCGAGAGGCGCGAACAGGGAGAAAAUGUCCAGGUCCACUGCACAUUGCUGGUGUUCGGUGGGUCAGACUGCUCCGGCACCUUCUACAACGACACAGUCAAGUGCACAGUGGAGAUUCCUGGUGAUAAGUGAUGGAUCCAUUAGGGAAGAUCCCAAACAGGACAAUAGUUUUUUUUUAUUUUUUUAAACAGUGGAGGUGGAGAUGCUGUGAUCUGCCUUGAUAAUGUGACAGAAAAGUGAUGGUAUCUCCAAGUAUAUGUGUCUGUAACAGUUGUAUUUGUACUCUGUUGUUUUGUCUUCACAUGUUUUAUCAUUUUUGCAUGAUGUAUUCUGCAGCUUAGACUUUAUUUUAGCUUUCUUUGAGUCUCUUUAAUAACUAACCAUAUUUCCUCCACACAUGCAAAAUGCUGCAAGCAGUGAGCUGAGGGGUUUUGCACUUUGCAUAGCAAAUCUCUGAUCUGCAUGUUUUACACAUGUCCCCACAUAUCAGUAUGUAUUUAUGCACUAGACUGGAUAAAUCGAUUAAGUCAAAAUGCUAAUAAAUAUUUUUAACUCAGUUUCCUUAUUUGAAGUAACGGCACUGAAAUGAGAUUCAUUUUUACAGCACUUUAUUUAACAAUGUACCAA
Messenger RNA from Chelmon rostratus (copperband butterflyfish), 2352 nucleotides. RefSeq lists its product as uncharacterized. Bases 115 to 1857 code for a protein of 580 amino acids. Gene Ontology annotation, molecular function: protein binding. Lineage: Eukaryota; Metazoa; Chordata; Actinopteri; Chaetodontiformes; Chaetodontidae. The transcript has 13 exons. The record is from RefSeq and is a predicted model, not a curated record.